AUGAUGGAAAACCCGCCACUGCGCGUGGGCAUCUUGGCAACCGGAAGCCAUCCAAUCCAAACAAUCUACCUUCCAGCCCUGCACGCCCUUCCAACGCUCUUCAGUAUAAGCGCCGUCUACUUCUCCACGCAGUCUCAAGAACCCGCCGUUCCCGUCACCGCAAAUGGCACAGCCACCAAGAGCACCACCAAAAAUCCAGACACCAUCCUCUCAGACCCCGACAUCAAUCUGAUCCUGAAUUUUAUGCCAAAUGAGUACCACGAGCUCUACACUAUCGCCGCCCUCCAGGCCGGUAAGCAUGUAAUGGUCGAAACGCCAGUGAGCCUGAGCAUCCCCUCCGCGAGAAGGAUAAUCGAGGCGGAGAAGGAUGCGCCGAAUGGAGCGAGGGUCUUUGUUGCUUCGGCUAGGCGGUAUGCACCGUGCUUCGAGGAUGUCUUCAAGAAGGAGGUAAGAUCGCUGGAGAGGAUUCACUAUGCGCGGUGUCGGAUGAUCGCGGGCCCGCAUGCUGCGCAUACGGCGACGAAAGCGAGGGUCGGUGCUGGGGCCAUCGAAGGUGAAGGUCGGGGGCCGCCAUUCAUCAAAGAACCAGGAGAGGACAGGACGAAGCGCCUAAGAGGGCUGUUGGAGGAAGUGUUUGGGAAGGACGAGCAACCAAGUCAAGAGCGAAUGGCGCUAAGCCGGUUCCUUGCCUCGCUAGGAUGCCACGAUCUUGGGCUCAUGCGGGAUACACUGGGAUACCCGGAUGCAAUCUCGAAUAUCUCCGUGAAUGAGCCGUUCUACUCGGCGCUUUUCCACUACAACGGUGGUGUUGUCGAAGGUGCUCAUCCACACCCAUUCACCUUGAUGUACGAGACUGGAACAGACUGUGUCCCACGUUGCGACGCUCAGCUGGCGGUGUACAGCCAAACCAAGACCGUGACCAUCCAUUAUGACCUGCCCUAUGCGCGGGGUCAGCCUGUACGCGUGGUUGUCGAGCAGGCCGAUGAGCGUGGCGGACUGAUGCAGACUGAGACUGUGAGUACGUGGGAAGAGACAUAUCAGGAAGAGCUCAAGGCACUGUACGCAUACCUGGUCGAAGGGAAAACGGCGAGAACGACGGCGAGAGACUCGCUCGAUGAUAUAAAGCUGUUCCAGACUAUAUUUGAGCAGUAUGAUCGGCAGUGUGGGACAAGUCGGACUCCACUUGGUUAG
Molecule: messenger RNA, 1191 nt
Organism: Aspergillus calidoustus
Lineage: Eukaryota; Fungi; Ascomycota; Eurotiomycetes; Eurotiales; Aspergillaceae
Source: the annotation of a GenBank genome assembly